This is a messenger RNA of Mangifera indica (mango), 3337 nucleotides long. RefSeq names its product FHA domain-containing protein PS1-like. The record is from RefSeq and is a predicted model, not a curated record. Bases 224 to 3202 code for a protein of 992 amino acids. Gene Ontology annotation, cellular component: nuclear membrane. Lineage: Eukaryota; Viridiplantae; Streptophyta; Magnoliopsida; Sapindales; Anacardiaceae. The transcript has 6 exons. Gene Ontology annotation, molecular function: protein binding.
ACUAACUUAUCAAACAACUAAUAGUGAAAAAAGCCGUUAUAUUAUACCAAGAAUUUCAACGGUCAUCUUUUCGAAGAUUCAAAAUGAAAACGAAAAUCCCCCCAAAUUACCACUCUCUCUGCAUACCUUAUCAUCCGGAUUCUUUUACUCGAUCACAAAACAAAACAUUAGCCAUUUUCCACUUCCUUUUCUUUAAAGAAAAGAGUUAAAUCUCAUUCCCAAAAUGGCUAAAAACGAACAAGAGAGAAAAAUCCCAGUCUUCACGGUCAUAAAGAACGGCGCCAUUCUCAAGAACAUCUUCGUCAUCAACAAACCCCCACCACCAUCACCCUCUAUCUUGGCCGUCGAAAAUGAAGAAAACCCAGCUCAAGAAGAUGAUGAUGAUGGGGAGGAAAUCUUGAUGGUUGGUCGACACCCGGAUUGCCACAUCAUGUUAACUCACCCCAGUAUCAGUAGAUUUCACCUCCAGAUUCACUCUAAACCUUCUUCACAGAACCUGUCUGUCGUCGAUUUAUUGUCUGUGCAUGGGACAUGGGUUUCCGAGAAAAAGAUCGAACCUUGUUUUCCGGUGGAGCUGACUGAGGGAGAUACUUUAAAGAUUGGUGGGUCAACUAGGGUCUAUAGGCUGCAUUGGAUUCCUUUAAGCCAAGCAUACGACAUGGAUAACCCGUUUGUAUGGCCCUUGGUUGUGCCCGUCGCAGAAGAGAAAGAAGAGGAAAAUCAAGUGGAAAAGCAUCAGGGUUUGAAUUCUUUUUCAAUUAAAGAAUUCGAACAAGCUGAAGAGAAAAAGUCAUUGGUGAUUAAAGAAAAAGAAGGAAUAUGUCAGGAUGAGAUUUCUAUUUCAGUUUAUGAUAAACCAAGUCAAUCUCUGGAUUGGAUUUUGGAGGGGACUGCUUCCUUGUUUCAAGAUGAGAGAUCAGAGUUGACUCCAGAAACACAAAUCCCAUUUUCUGGGACAGUAGCAAUAGAUUCGGCUUGUCUAGUUAGGAGCAAUAUGUCGGUGCCUGAAGAGCAGAUAAUUGAUAAAGAGAAUCAGAUCCCAUGUCAUGGUUCUGUGAUAGAAUUUAUACCAGAAACUGAGAAUUCAGUGAGUUCCCUGAGAUCUGGUAAAAAAUUCAAGAUUUUGGCUAACUUUGUUGAUUCACUUUUGGAUUCAAAACAACAAAAAUUACCUGAUAAAACUGAAAACCAAAGUCCACUGCAAGAAGGCAAUGAAUUGAGGAAUACUGAACAGUCUGCAAAUUCUUCUUUGGUUUUAGGGGGAGUUCUAUCAGAGAUCAAUUCUGAACAGGCCAACAAAGAAAAUGAGACCCUGCUGUCACUCCUUAGGCAACCAUCUGAGGCAGAAAUGCAAGAGAAGUCUUCGAUGGACAAAAACCCGAGUUUGUUAUUGGGUUUAAACUCUGGAUGUUCUACUGAAGAAGGCUUCCCAGAAGCUCAAUUGUUUGAAGCUGGAAACCAUAGCCCAAGGGAAGAACUUGAACAGAGGGAAAUGCCAAACUUUUGUUCUUCUAGUUUUGAAGAGGAGUCUGUGAACUCAUCUUUGCCAGUUGGGGAAGUAUUUACUGAGAUUACAGAGAGCAAAAACAACCAGACUCCACAAUCUCUGCUUUAUCCUAAAGGAUUUAAAGAUCAGGAAAACUAUGAAAUUUCUCCACCGAUAUCAAAUAGAACUAGCUCACAUAGCAUUUGGUCAAGAAGAGGUAAACCAGCUAGUGUUCUACAGAUUCAAACUGGUAGAAGCAGAGGAAAGACAAAGGGUCACGAUAAGGCUGAUGUAGAAUUGCUGAGACAAGAGGAUAUUGAAAAUAAAUCAAUUUCAAAGACACUUUUUGAUGGUUUUGAAGAGAAGGAAGAAGAAAUCUUUACUCCAAACAAGGAGAAUUUCUCCCCAAAUACUCUUCUACUAAAGUCCUUGAAAAGGAAGGGUAAGCUGGAAGAAGUUAAGCCUUCCAGGUCUUACAGAAAAUCCUCCUCAAAGGUUCCUAUUAGCCCCAAAAUCCAGCUAGCAGAAGACUUGGAUUUUUCUUCAGAAAAAGAGAACCAGACGCCAAAAGUUCUCCAAGAGCAGAAAUUAGCAGGACAUGCCUCCAGAAAUCAAGGGAACUUGAAAGAGGAGAGGGUGAUAAUAAAGAAAAUUCAGCCAGAAGGAGACUUGAUUUUUUCCUCAGACAAAGAGAACCAGACACCAAAAGUUCUCCAAGAGAAGAAAUUAGCAGAACAUGCUUUUAGAAAUCAAGUGAACUUGGAAGAUGAGAGAGUGAUAAUGAAGAAAAGAGCAGAAAGGAUGCCAUUUCAGUCCCUUGUGGCAAACUGUUCAGGUGGUUGGAGAACAAGAGCCUCACUCUCUAAUGCCACAACAAGAAGUAGUCAUUCUGUCAAUUUUUCUCAAACAAUGAAGGUCACUAAUUCCUCAUCAUCCAUUGGAGAAAGAAGGAGAAGCUGGGCCAUGGUAGUGGAUGCCACGACUCUUCUAGACAAGGAGUCAAGGAAAUCAUUACAGCUUUUACAAGGUCUCAAGACGACUCAAUUGAUCAUUCCAAGAAUGGGUAAUAUAUCAAAUUAUAAAUUCAUAAGGGAACUAGAUUGUUUGAAACGCCGUGGUAGUCUAUUCAGAAGAACAACUGAGGUUUCUUCAGUGUUGGAAUGGAUUGAAGAGUGUAUGGUGAAAACAAAGUGGUGGAUUCACAUUCAGAACUCAGUGGAGGAGGGAAGAGCAGUUGCACUAACCCCUCCUGCUUCGCCCAAGUCCUUGUUCAGUGAAGGGAGUAGUGGGAGUUUUCCUUGUGGGACUAAAAGCUGCGGGGUAUUUUCUGCGGCUACAAGUUUUACCGAAAUUGUUUCACCAACGGCAGAAGACCAUAUCCUUGAUUGUGCUCUUCUCUUCAGGAAAAUGAAAAAUGACGGACAACUAGUCCUGCUUUGCAAUGAUGUCACUCUGAAGAUCAAAGCCAUGGCAGAGGGUAUUAUCUGUGAAACCGCUCAAGAAUUCCGUGAGAGUCUUGUGAACCCCUUCUCCAAGAGGUUCUUGUGGGCAGACAGCUCUCCUAGAGGACUUACAUGGUCAGUUUUUGAUGACACGGUUUUGAGAGAGAGGUACACCCGUGGCCCUUUGAAGAAUGGAGGAGAUGGUGCAAAAGGUUUGAAGCUCAUUCUGCUCCAUAACUCUCAUUAUGCACAGAAGAGUAGCUCAGUCAGAUAGGAGAACAGUUUCAAUUUGUACUUAAAAUGAUCAUUCUUCAUUAGGUUUGUUCCUCUGGACAAACGAGUACUUGAAAUUGAGUUGUUUGAACUUUAUAAUUACAUAUGAAUGUAUUGCCCCUCUACUUUUUUUCUU